Trichoderma asperellum CBS 433.97 is the source of this 1632-nucleotide messenger RNA. RefSeq lists its product as uncharacterized. Lineage: Eukaryota; Fungi; Ascomycota; Sordariomycetes; Hypocreales; Hypocreaceae. The record is from RefSeq and is a predicted model, not a curated record.
AUGAAUUUCUUUAGUCGCAAACCAACCACCAAGAGCGGUAGCCGCACCGCAGCAACCAAUGGCGACAGAAAUCCAAAACCAAAGCUGAAGCUGGAGGAAAAGCCAAAGCCAACGCAAAAACCAAGACCAAAGCCGCAAACGCUUCAUAUUCCCGACGUCUUUGAGAAUGGCGGUCCCGUCUUUGUCAUGUCUGCCACUCAUCGGGGAGACAUGUAUCAUUUGCGAGCCGCGUUGCAAUUAGAAAAUUGCUCCAUCGUUCUCUAUGACUCUAAUCACCAAGACAAAACGAAGAUCAAAACAAAUCAGCUGGAAGAAUAUUUGGCGGAGUCCGUGCUGAGCAAGGGAAAGCACAUUUUCGUCGUUCCGUGGGAGUAUGGUGUGUUGAGUGGAAGGAAACCACUCCCUGAGAACAUGAUUGAUUGUCUCCUCGACCGAAAGGAUUACAACGCAGAAGAACGCGCUGCGCACCCCAUCAAAGGUCUCAACUUGGGCACGUACAGCGAGAAGACUUCAACUGAACUCAUCGCCAGCGCGCCAGAGCGUUUACAGGACAUUGUGAAAGGGAUGGCCAUCGUUGGUGAAGCCUUGGAUAACGAAAAAUCAGUCGAAUACCAAAAACUCUCCGCCAAAUUUGCAGAUAUAUGGAAGACAGCCGGAAUUGAAGCCGGCAAAAACAAUAUCCUCCUCAUGUAUCGAGAUACCGGUACGCGGGACCCCUUCCCUGUAGAGAAAAUGGGCGUCUACCCAGAGCUUGACAAUGGAAACGCCACCAAGGAUAUUUGGGACAUUGUGGAUGGCAUAGCAAAGCAGGAAAGGAAGGCCAUAACCAUUUUCACAUGUGGACUCAAGGGUUUCGGCAUUGGGGAAUACUGGAACGAUAUUAAUGGACUGAAACCGAGUGACAAGAUAACCGCAAGAGACUUUGAGGCUUACUUCCUCAAGUGGUCAUACAAGCACGGCUACUACAAGAUGGCCUCUGGGUUCCGGAGCGGUGCUCUGGAUUUGUUUACCUUUAUGGGUAUCCCCACGGUAUCGAUUGGAUUGCGUAAUCUGAUGGGGGAGUCGCGGCAUAAACUAUUGGCAAAAAAGGAAUUCAAGCGAGUGAAUAUCCAAUAUGACCAGCCACGCCACGAGACAACCGCGGCCGUGACAUCCGAGCGCUGGGCAUCCAAGCCCGGAACGUCCAAGCCCAACGAUGAUCAUACCGUCUUCGGCUCUCCAUUCUGGGAGGCCGGGUUCCAGACACCGCAGGGUGCCAAACAGAGGGCGUUGCCAAGAGACAAAAAAGCAGCCCAAAUGAAGACGCCCGGGGGCUUUGCUGGCUUUGAUAGGAUUGUUAUAGAAGUUGGGUACAGACUUGCCUGCCAUUUAUACAUGAACCUCACUCCAUCAGUUUAUAACAUACAGGAGCCGCCGACUUGCGUCGUCAGCACGCAUGUUGCGAGAUUUUGCUAUCCAAAUGGAACAAAGGCAGACCAACAAAAGUAUGUUAAGAACAACGAAGGGCUUGACCGCAAAGACUUGCAGGCUAUGAAAGACAAUAAAGCUCUCCAGCAAUCAAAGGGCAUGGUUGAUAGAUACGAGAGGGAAUUAAAUGAAGACUGGACAGAAAUGAGGAAAGUUCUUUCUUGA